This is a messenger RNA of Cuscuta epithymum, 2045 nucleotides long. The record is from the annotation of a GenBank genome assembly. Lineage: Eukaryota; Viridiplantae; Streptophyta; Magnoliopsida; Solanales; Convolvulaceae.
GUAUAAAUGAGGAAGUGGAUGUCUUCGACUUCCUUACCGUCACUUAAUAAUCUACUCCUUAAUAACCAAACAUUAUCAAUCUCCAUAUCUUACUUAAAAUAUUUGAAUAUAGAUUCAUGCAAAAAAUAUACCCGCAAUUCUGUGCUGAAGAAAGAAUAAGAAUCUGAAAUCCAGCAAAUAAAUAUGAAUUAUCGUCUUCUAUUGCCCUUUGCAGCUUUUCUCGUGCCAGUGAUAUUGGGUAUCAUAAUUUUCCAGCUCGACUCGUUCGACCCGGCGCCUUACCCGGCUGACCAGCUCAGCCGGAAGAAGCCGGUGUCGGCCCCGAGCCGCAACCGUCGCAUGUUUCACGGUUCCGAGAAGAUAGGAGUGGGGCGGGUGUGGGGCCCGGAGGACAUCUUGUACGAUCCCGAGACGGGAGUCAUUUACACCGGGUGUAUGGAUGGGUGGGUCAAGAGAGUGACGGUCAACGAGUCUUCCGCCGCCGACUCGGUGGUGGAGGACUGGGUCAACACCGGCGGCAGGCCGCUUGGACUCGCGCUUGGCCAUCACGGUGAAGUCAUAGUUGCUGAUGCUGAAAUUGGACUACUAAAUGUGACAGGAGAGGGUAAGGUGGAAGUGCUGACGGACGAGGCGGAUGGAGUAAAGUUCAAACUAACGGACGAUGUUGCUGUUGCAGAGGAUGGCAUAAUCUAUUUCACGGAUGCAUCCUGGAAAUACAGUCUUAAGGAUUCUGCUUUGGAUAUUCUUGACGGCAGAGCCUACGGCAGAUUUCUAAGUUAUGAUCCCAACACUAAGCACACUAGAGUGCUAGCCAAGGAUUUGUUCUUUGCAAAUGGCGUUGCUGUCUCUCCAGACCAGAGCUUUGUCAUUUUUUGCGAAACUCCAUUUAGAGCAUGUUUCAUGGCUCCGAGAAGAUAGGAGUGGGGCGGGUGUGGGGCCCGGAGGACAUCUUGUACGAUCCCGAGACGGGAGUCAUUUACACCGGGUGUAUGGAUGGGUGGGUCAAGAGAGUGACGGUCAACGAGUCUUCCGCCGCCGACUCGGUGGUGGAGGACUGGGUCAACACCGGCGGCAGGCCGCUUGGACUCGCUCUUGGCCAUCACGGUGAAGUCAUAGUUGCUGAUGCUGAAAUUGGACUCCUAAAUGUGACGAGAGAGGGUAAGGUGGAAUUGCUGACGGACGAGGCGGAUGGAGUAAAGUUCAAACUAACGGACGAUGUAGCUGUUGCAGAGGAUGGCACCAUCUAUUUCACGGAUGCAUCUUGGAAAUACAGUCUUAAGGAUUUUGCUUUUGAUUUUCUUGACGGAAGACCCUACGGCAGAUUUCUAAGUUAUGAUCCCAGCACAAAGCACACCAAAGUGCUAGCCAAGGAUCUGUUCUUUGCCAAUGGUGUUGCUGUCUCUCCAGACCAAAGCUUUGUCAUUUUUUGCGAAACUCCGUUGAGGAGGUGCAAAAGGUUAUACCUGAAAGGGGAAAGGAAGGGAACUGUGGAUGUUUUCGUUGAGGACUUGCCAGGGAUGCCCGACAACAUUCGAUAUGAUGGAGAAGGUCACUUCUGGAUUGCACUUGUCACGGACUUCACAUUGAGUUGGGAGCUUGCACAAAAGUACCCAUAUUUGAGGAAACUUAUGGGAUUGACGGAGUGGUAUGCAAGGCGACAGCUGAAGGACGGAGGAGUUUUCGUGGUCGACUUGGAAGGCAACCCGGUGGCUCACUACAAUGAUCGUCAUUCCUCACUCGUCUCAACUGCAAUCAAGAUUGAUAAUUAUUUAUAUUGUGGUUUUGUAACGUCUAAUUUCAUACUCAGGCUCAAUCUCACUCAAAAUCCGGCAGUUUCAAGUUGAUGAUGUCAUACGGGUAGCGCAAGAACUAUGAAAUGGGGAGUCGUUAAAACAUUUAUAUAAGUGUUCGAGAGAAACAUCAUUACUUGGAUAAUAUUCGCAAAUGUUCUUAAUAGAAACAUCAUUAUGAGCUUUUUUUGUCUUUAACUAAAACUUAUUUAUUCUCUUGAGCUAAAUUUUCAAAAUAAAAUAAUGACAAGGAUA